Messenger RNA from Nerophis lumbriciformis (worm pipefish), 999 nucleotides. The record is from RefSeq and is a predicted model, not a curated record. NCBI's taxonomy places the organism in Eukaryota, Metazoa, Chordata, Actinopteri, Syngnathiformes, Syngnathidae.
AUGGCCUCAAGACAGGAGGACAUACCAGCUCUAGAACCUGGAUCGUCUUCCGGCCUCUUCGGUGCGCUGUCAUUGCCCAUUGGACUGCCUCGCCACAAUAUGUGUCACGACGAACAAAUGGAUAUCCCGAUACAUUCACCGCCUGAAGACUUUGGAGCUAACAUAUUAUGGACAGACCCCAUCAUCCCAAAGCACAGGUUUAGGAAGACUGCAGAGGAAAAUGUGACAAGUGGACAGAUGAUGACGGCCGAAAGAUUGGAGCCAACUAGGUCUCCUGUUCCCGUUUUGAAAUCCAAAGCCAGCUCUUUCAUGAGCUCUCUUGCCAUAAAGCAGACCCAAGAGAAUCUCCAAACUUUUGAGCACCGGGCAGGGCUGACUGAUACUGGUUAUACACCACAUAAGGGCCUCUCUGCUGAGGAGACUCGCUUUCACCGUCUGGCUGAUGGAACACAAUCUAAGCUGAGAAUGACAAUAGGGGACUUCAAGGACGACAGGCUAACAACAUCAGCACAAUCCACCCCAAGUGGCACCCCCUGCGUCACUCCCUCGGUCACCCCCUCUGUUACACCGACUGUCACCCCCUGUGUCAGUCCCCUUGCGUCACCUGCUGUUGUUCGCAGGAGCUGGUUCCAGCGGAAUACUGUGCCCUUUCUCACAGCGGGAGAGUCGAGUAGUGUUAGCCCCACAGCAGACAUGGGUGGAAACCAGGGAGGAGAGGACAGAUGGAGCUUCUUUGGAACUCGCUCUGUGGUACAGAAGUCCCCCACUCACCCAGGCUCUGAACCCAACACAGGCUUUUCCCUUCAGUCGUACUUUGGCCUGCAGAAGUCCUCUACCAUUGCAGGCACUGGUGGUCAGGACAGCCUCAGGGUUGGAGACACUGCCAGCUUCAUGCCCCCAAAGAUUGAAAUUUCAGGCGUAGACCCCAAGCAAGUGCCAACACGGCCACAUAAACUCAAACCCCGAGACAUGAAUGUCUUAACACCUUCGAGCUUUUGA